Messenger RNA from Malurus melanocephalus (red-backed fairy wren), 4400 nucleotides. RefSeq names its product regulator of G-protein signaling 5-like. The coding region runs from base 92 to 628 and encodes 178 amino acids. The transcript is spliced from 5 exons. The record is from RefSeq and is a predicted model, not a curated record. NCBI's taxonomy places the organism in Eukaryota, Metazoa, Chordata, Aves, Passeriformes, Maluridae.
GGGGGAGCCGGGCUGCAGAYCGAGCUGUUGCUGCCUGCUUUAGCCAUCACUCACACCCUUCUCACGGCCCGGGAAACUACAGCCUGCCAAGAUGUGCAAGGGAUUAGCAGCGCUGCCCCACACGUGCCUGGAGAGGGCCAAGGAGAUCAAGACGAAGUUGGGCACGCUGCUCCAGAAGCCUGACUCGACCAUCGACCUCAUCAUCCCGUACCCGGAGAAGCCGCCCAAGGCCCAGAAGCCAUCUCCGGAGGAGGCUCUGCAGUGGCGCGAUUCCUUGGAGAAGCUCCUGCAAAACCCCUAUGGGCUGGCCAGCUUCCGCAGCUUCCUGCGCUCCGAGUUCAGCGAGGAGAACGCCGAGUUCUGGGUGGCCUGYGAGGACUACAAGAAAACCAAGUCCCCCGUGAAGAUGGCAGAGAAGGCCAAAAAGAUCUAUGAGGAGUUCAUCCAGACCGAGGCACCCAAAGAGGUGAACAUCGACCACUUCACCAAGGCUGUGACCAUGAAGAACCUGGUGGAGCCGUCACCAACCAGCUUUGACAUGGCCCAGAAGAGGAUCUUUGCCCUGAUGGAAAAAGACUCCCUGCCCAGAUUUGUGCGGUCGGAGUUUUAUCACGAGUUAAUCAAGUAGCGAUGCGGCAGGGCUGWGCCAGGCAUCCCCACUGCUUCUGUCCAAACACCUGCUCCUUCUCCUGCAGCCGCUUUGCUUUCUCCAUGCCACCCUASAAGAGCACCCAGGGGUGUUGCUGAACACCUCCCCCCGUGCUUUGGACUGUCAGAUGUCCUGGUGUUUCCUCUCUUAGCAUCUCUUUCCUCUCCCACAACAGACCAAUUCACAGAAAUCCUUGGAUUUGGGACCCAGAAGGGUGAGGGAGCAGCCCCAGCUCCGCAGUGACCAGGAGCCCUUGCCCAGCUGGCACAUCCCUGAUGCUGCAGAGUUCGUUGUUAUCUGGAGGCUCUGAGGUGCCAACUCUGCCUUCAAAGGGCUCUUCAUGACAUGAAAAUUUUUCUCCCAUUUGUUUUGCCACAUUUGUUUUCUCCCAUUUGUGUUGCCCAUUUUGCUGGUUUGGCCCAGGCUCGCUCCCUCCUCCCAAAUUCCCGGAGUGCUGCUGACACUGCUUAGGUACCCUCAGGUGCUCCCAUCCCUGGCCAWGGCGCGGGUGAGACACGUCCACGCCUGAUUGGCAUCACCUUGUCUUGAGAAAGCAGCCAAUCAUCAGGGACAGUGACAGCUGGCAGGGACAGGGGCACGGCAGGGACAGCAGUGACACCGUACAGCAGAGAUGGCACUGUGACACGCUCGGCAGGGACAGCUGUACGGCAGCGCCGGGUGCCGCGGGGGGCAGAGCGAGCCUGUGGCACUGCUUCCCAGCAGCUCUGCUCAGAGCAGCCUGUUUGCUUCACCCUAAAUACACAACCAGARGAUAAACGAGACCUGCUGGUCCAAAACACCGGGGCUGUUUAGCAAGCCAGACCUCCUGCUCUCUCCAGCCUUUGCACGGAGCCCCCAGCUCCCGGUGUCCCAGUGUCACUGCACUGCUGGGACACUGGGGUGUGCUGGGUGCCCCAGUGUCACUGCACACUGGGGUGUGCUGGGACAGCUGGGCAGCUCUGGGAGCUGCUCCGGGGCUCUCUUGCUCCUGCUGCUUCUCUCUGCAGUAGGCACACCAAGGCAAUGCUUCUGCACAAACCCAACAGAGGGGCGCCGAGCACAGGAGGGAGGAAAGAAAUCCGAAUUCYUUCAUAAUGCUGGGGGGAAAGAAAGCUGAAAUUCCAGCUGUUCAGAUCCAAUUUGAAAAAAUGCAAAACAAACUCAAAAAAACAAACUCAAACAAAUGAUUGGAAAGGUGAAGAAUGAUGCCCUGGCUUGUAGAACAGCAUGUAGACUCUGCUGAGUUUGUACAGCCUGCAUCCCUCUCUCCUGUCUCCUCCCAUCUGCCCAGGACAUGUUUCCAUAGCCUGUCUCUGAAAGGACCAGCUGUUUUCCAAUGGUUCAAAGCCAGCCCCCUGCUAACAGAAUAAAUCACACCUGAGGAUGGGGCAAGGCCAUACACGAAAAGCAGCUGGGGUCUCAUUUCAGCCUUGAGGGAAAUGUGCUAAACCCCCUGCUCCAUGGGGCCUGGAUGGUUCACCCCUGUGUUGGUUUCCUGGUGAAUCAUCCACAGGGUCAUGGCUUGCAAAGAGCCGCUUCAGCUGGCAAAGUGACAAAUGCCAGCAAAACAGCAAAAUAUCCAUGGCUGUGCUGCCCCUAAAGUCACCCUAAAGCAGCCCCCUACCCUGGGCUGCUCAGCCUCGCUGCGAGUCAUGGGACUCCAUGCAAAACGCAGUAACGUAAACAACGGAUUUGCCAGCCUCUUCCAGACUCUCAAAAUCUGAUCAAAACCCCACCAGCCCCAAAUAUUUACACGUUGUCACUAUGGCGAUGAAGAAAAAUACAUCCCGAGCCGCAGGAAAUGGGCUGUGUUUUCCAGGCAGGAGUGGGGAGGCAGGCGAAGGAUGGGGGCCGUCACAAACGUGACUCUUUUUUUAAGCUCUGGAGCAAAAGGCCUGGGAAAGUCGGUGCUGGAGCAGCAGGGGUGAUGCUCACAGGCAUUUCCCUGGGGUGGAUGCAGAGGGUGGCCCUAAAGAGCCCGAGAGRGCCCGUGAGCAGCAGGAGGGUCCCAUCAGAAGGGCACAGGACACCCCAGCAGUGCCCACCAUUGAGGUGGGCAGCGAGGGGGAGGCAGCAGCAGGGCUGGGUGUGGGAUGGRGGCUCAGCCAGCCCCUCUGCUGUGGAUGCUCCCCCCACCUCUGCCUGCACACACUCCCUGCACCCUCCCAAAUUUCCACCAACUGGUGUCGAUACAAGUGGGAUCAGCAUGUUCAAGCUCCUCAUUCACAGCGUGACUCAGAAAUGCAAAACCGAACAGGCUUCCUCGCAGAAAGACCCGGAUCUUUCAUUUCUGCUUAAUCCUUUGGCAGCUAUUUCCAGAUUCCCUCACUCGUUUCACGGUUCAGUGCCGCCGCCACCAGCGCMGUAAGGCCGGGAUGCUGCUGGAGGCUCAAUUGCCACGCGCCAUCAAACCCUGAGACGUCACUGCUGCGGCAGCGACACGCGGGGCGGGGAGAAGGUGUCUAGGUAUGUAUGUGCUGAAAAGAAAGGCGUAGGCUGGAUUCAGGAGAGAUGGGACAGCUCUGUUGGAAACCCCUCCCUGGCUCAAUUUCUGCUAAAMUGCUGGAAGUCUGCUUUGGGGGAUGCCAGUGAUCUGCUACGUGGCUGUAAAUUGUGGCCACUGAAGCGUUUUUUUGGAGCUCUUGGGAAGUUGUGUUUGUGUAGAAGGGUCAUUUGGCUAAUUACUUGGGCAGGCUUGCCCAGAAAGGUGGCAACACCUGUACCAACCCCAUGGCCCAGCUUUCCACAGGCCUGGAGGUAUUUACCUGAUGCCAACCAUCAUAUCUCUGGUAGGAAAUCCUUCCUGUAUUUUAUCACUGUAGCUCUCAUGAAGUUUGGCUCAUAUAGCUCUAUAUACACAGCACGUACAUCCAUAUUCCUAUAGCCAUAAAUGAAUAUACACACACAUAUACACACCUGUAAYGUGGGCAAUGGAGCCCCUGGCAGCCACAGAGCCAGAAAGCAGAGUUUCUGGAUACACUGCUUGGGAUCCAUCACGGAGAUGAGGGUGCCUUGGUUUGGUGAAGUCCCAGACCCUGUUGAGGGAUACCUUGGCCAUUCACCUGAGCAAACACAAAGGUGCAUCUUCCAAACAAUCCUCUGGAAUGCUCACCCUGUGCCCGUGGCUGCUGUGUGCCAUCUGGGCUGGUGCAGGAGGCAGGUCUCGUGCUCCCCCARGGACCCCAAUCCUGCCGUGGGGCAAGGCAACCCCACGCUGCAGCGGGGCAGGGGCACCAGGCACUGCUUCCAUGCCUCCCUGCCAUGGGUACAAUGGGAAAGGGUUCCCUGCAGCUGCAGCCCUCAGGUGAACACCAGGGGAUGUUUUGUUGUAUGCUUUAUGGUCACUUCAGCCACCCGGAGCGUCGCACCUUGUCUGUCAAAGGGGGAACUACCCAGCUCUUGCCCAYGGGCUGAGGCUGGGCUCUGCCAGUGUGCCCAGUCCCAGCCUUGGGCACUGCCAAAGCCCAGUGGCUGAGGGUGUCCYAGAGCUCGUCCAGGCUCCCUCAGGCCUUGGUCACUCGCUGGAGGUGCUGCACACUGUGGCCAGGGGCUGCAGCAAGGUCAGGAGRGCGCAUCAGUCCCCCACACCCGUGAGCUGCAGGUUUUCAGUUUGAAGUUCUCCAUGGGAUUUCCGCUGGAGGUCUUCACGUGGGGAAGAUGUGAGGUGCUGGUGUGCACYGAGGAGCUGUGUUAACCCAUGUUCAUGUACCACUCAGUAAUCCUCACAUAAACAUGUAUUUCUGCUACUGUC